AUGAAUUACAAUCGAAUAUUACGCGCCACUAAUUUUUUAUUCAUUUGUGCUGGAUACCAAGUUCAAUGGUUUAGCGUUGCAACUCGAAUAUUUAAACUUCAUGCAGCUCCUGUGAUAUAUUUGAUUCUUCUAACAUUUUGGUAUGCAGCGUGUUUUCGAGAACAUUUUCUCGAUUCGUCCAUCUUUGGUUUUCUUAAGAUGAUAGUUCCAGCUUUACACAAUAUCAUUCGGUUUCAUUUACUUAUGGGUCUGAAGAUAUGGAUAUUUGUGAUUUUUGAAAUGAGAUACAUUACAAAAGCAUUGAAUGAUUUUAUCAAAAUACUUCCUUCGCAAACAAAUUUUAAGUGGAGUUGGAAGGAUCUUAAUGCGUUUAUUUGGUUAUUUUCUGGUUUGCUGAUAAAUAUGGGUUUUGCAUUUUAUAUCAUGUUCGAGAUGGAAUUUAUGUUGCCAACUAUGAAUCAAAUUAUGCAUGCUUCGGCUUUGUUUUUGCCACAUUUUGCAUUAGCUUGUUCCUUCAAAGUGCUUAAUUUGGCUUCAUUGGUUUCUAAAUCUGAGCUUGAAAGUAUCCAUUCCAAAAUCAAUGAUGUUAUCCAAAACGAUUCACCUAUAAGAAAGAAAGAUUCUGAGAGAGAGAAUGGGGUCGAGCUUUCAUCACAGCCCUCAACUGAUCUAGAAAUUAAAAUCCCAGAUCUUGAAACUUUGCAACUUUUGGUUAGGAAAUUACAAGGAUUGGUUUCUACAACAAGCAAUAUCAAUCAAGUCAUUCAAAAACAAAUGCUCUUUUUGUUCGUAAUGAAUUCAAUAUCAAUGCUAGGAGCAGGUUAUAUCAUAGUUUACUAUAAUUCCAAAUGGCACCUGAUUUUGGAAGGACCACUUGGAAAUAGUUUAUAUGCUUUUAAUGUUGGAGUUUUUGUGUUCAUAUUUUGGGACUAUUUCUGCAUUUGUUUCGUGAAUUAUAGCCUCGAAAGUGUGAAAUUCAAAUUUUUAAAAGACGUUAUCGAAAUCUUAAGAAGAAAAUUACCUUUGGAAGAGGAUAAAAGGAUUGCAUUGAAGGAUAUGAAAAAAAUAUUAAAAAAUAACUUUAAUAUGCGAAUAUUUUUUAGAAUGCCAAUCAUAUGGCAGACACUUUUUACAGUUAACAUACUGGUCGGAUUGGCAAUAGCAUUAUUUAUAUGCUUCCAUUAUUUAAAUGAUAAUAUUGAGAAUUUGGAAGCAGAAAUGAAUAUGGACGAAGAGUAGAGUAUAGAGAAAAUGA
Episyrphus balteatus (marmalade hoverfly) is the source of this 1255-nucleotide messenger RNA. RefSeq lists its product as uncharacterized. Lineage: Eukaryota; Metazoa; Arthropoda; Insecta; Diptera; Syrphidae. Bases 1 to 1239 code for a protein of 412 amino acids. The transcript is spliced from 3 exons. The record is from RefSeq and is a predicted model, not a curated record.